AUGGUGUUGCAUUAGGAUGAACCUGUCAUGAAACCCUGGUUUGCUGAGAUGAAGAAUGCUGUCGUCGUGCCACACAUUGCUUCUGCUUCAAAGUGGACUCGUGAGGGAAUGGCAACGUUAGCCGCUCUAAACGUCUUGGGCAAGAUCAAAGGAUAUCCAGUCUGGGGUAAUCCGAACCAAGUCGAACCGUUCUUGAACGAGAACGCUCCACCUCCUGCAGCAUGUCCAAGCAUCGUCAAUGCGAAAGCAUUAGGGUUUCUAUCACCGCCAGUGAAGGAAUCUUUGGGAGAAAUAAUGGCGUCGACAUCAAAGAAGAUAAUGUUGAGGAGCUCCGACGGCGAGGCCUUCGAGGUGGAGGAAGUGGUGGCGGUUGAGUCGCAGACGAUCAAACACAUGAUCGAGGACGACUGCGCCGACAGCGAGAUCCCUCUCCCGAACGUCACCAGCCAGAUCUUGUCUAAGGUCAUCGAGUACUGCAAGAAGCACGUCGAUGCCGCCGCCAAGGAAAAGAACUCCGAGGAUGAAAUCAAGGCUUGGGAUGCCGAUUUUGUCAAAGUUGACCAAAAUACCCUCUUUGACCUCAUCUUGGCUGCGAACUAUCUGAAUAUCAAGGGGUUGUUGGACUUGACCUGCCAAACUGUGGCUGACAUGAUAAAGGGGAAGACACCGGAGGAGAUUCGCAAGACCUUCAACAUCAAGAACGAUUUCACCCCUGAGGAAGAGGAGGAGGUUAGGAGGGAGAACCAGUGGGCGUUUGAAUGAUAGGGAAGGUUUUAAAUUAGAUGUUGAUAUUCAGUAUUUUCUGAUGCUUUUUUGGAGGUUUAUCAGUAGGUUUUUCAAGUUGAGGAACAUUGGCUGUGUUUGGGUUAUUUU
Hibiscus syriacus is the source of this 873-nucleotide messenger RNA. RefSeq names its product SKP1-like protein 1A. The transcript has 5 exons. Gene Ontology annotation, biological process: SCF-dependent proteasomal ubiquitin-dependent protein catabolic process. Gene Ontology annotation, molecular function: cullin family protein binding. The record is from RefSeq and is a predicted model, not a curated record. NCBI's taxonomy places the organism in Eukaryota, Viridiplantae, Streptophyta, Magnoliopsida, Malvales, Malvaceae. Gene Ontology annotation, cellular component: cytoplasm; nucleus. Bases 28 to 762 code for a protein of 244 amino acids.